AUGGCGGCAUUAUGCUUCACGGUAUCUCCAGUACUCCCCCUCGGCGGCCAAGCCAACAAGGACGUCACCAAACCCAGAAGCUUACGUAAGCAGCUGAAGAUAACGGCCCAGUCCGCCGCCAAUAAUCCUGCAGCUGCAGCCGUCACGGACGCCGUUAUCCGGCAAGAGAGGAUCGAGAUGUCCACCCUGAUGGCGCCGGUGUUUCCUCCGCCGCUGAUGAGAGUGGCGGCGGAGUCGCUGCAGUACGAGAGCGGGCUGCUGGGCGCCGUCCCGAAGCAGAAGGCGGCCGGAGCGGCGGGAGACGGCGGCGUCCACAAUGCGAUGAGCUACCUGACGAGGAUACUGUCGUCUAAAGUGUACGACGUGGCGAUAGAGUCGCCGUUGGAUUCGGCUCCCAAGCUGUCGGAGAGGCUCGGCGUCCAUGUUUGGCUCAAGAGAGAAGACCUCCAGCCAGUUUUCUCCUUCAAACUGCGGGGAGCUUACAGCAUGAUGGCGAAGCUAACCAGAGAACAGUUAGCCAAGGGAGUGAUUUGUUCGUCGGCCGGCAACCACGCUCAGGGCGUUGCCUUAUCUGCUCAGAAACUGGGAUGCAACGCCGUCAUCGCCAUGCCCGUCACCACCCCAGAAAUCAAAUGGAAGACGGUGGAGAGAAUGGGCGCGACGGUGGUGCUCGUCGGGGAGUCAUACGACGAAACUCAGUCGUACGCGAAACAGAGAGCCAAGGAGGAAGGGAGAAUUUUCAUCCCUCCUUUUGAUCACCCCGAUGUCAUCGCCGGACAAGGAACAGUCGGGAUGGAGAUCGUCAGGCAAAUGCCCGGUCCACUGCACGCGAUCUUCGUGCCCGUCGGUGGGGGCGGGCUCAUCGCCGGAAUCGCUGCCUACGUGAAGAGAGUUCGCCCCGAGGUCAAGGUCAUCGGAGUGGAGCCGUUUGACGCCAACGCGAUGGCGCUCUCGCUGUAUCAUGGACAGAGGAUAAUGCUGGAUCAGGUGGGAGGUUUCGCCGAUGGCGUCGCCGUGAAAGCUGUUGGGGAAGAACCUUUCGGGUUGUGCAAAGAACUGAUCGACGGUGUUGUUCUAGUGAGCCGCGACGCCAUUUGUGCAUCAAUAAAGGACAUGUUUGAAGAGAACAGGAGCAUACUUGAGCCAGCAGGGGCUCUGGCCAUGGCUGGAGCUGAAGCCUACUGUAAAUACUACGGGCUCAAAGGCGAAAGUGUGGUGGCGAUUACCAGUGGAGCGAACAUGAAUUUCGACAGACUUGGCUUGGUUUCUCAGCUUGCAGAUGUAGGCAGGAGAUCUGAGGCUGUUCUUGCUACUUUCGUGCCUGAGAAGUGGGGGAAUUUCAUCCAGUUCUAUAAACUGGUUGGUCCCAUGAAUAUUUCCGAGUUCAGAUACAGAUACGACGCUCACAAAGAACAAGCUCUCAUUCUCUACAGUGUCAGCUUUGGUACAACCUUCGAGCUCGAGAAAUUGCAGGACUGGAUGAAAUCUGCUAGUCUCCAUACACUUAAUCUCACUGACAAUGACCUUGUCAAAGACCAUCUCCAGUUUCUGGUGGGUGGUCGGUCCAAUGUUGAGAAUGAGAUUGUAUGCCGGUUCAUUUUCCCCGAGAGACCAGGCGCUUUAGGAAAGUUCCUGGACUCUUUUAGUGUCCGUUGGAACAUCACACUAUUCCACUACCGAGAUCAGGGGGAGAGUGGUGCCAAUGUGCUGGUGGGUUUCCAAGUGGCAGCAUCAGAGAUGGAUGAGUUCAAGUCCUUGGCCAACAGCCUGCGAUGCGACUACAAGUUUGAGACGGACAAUGAGGUCCUGGACCUUCUACUGCGCUGA
Molecule: messenger RNA, 1827 nt
Organism: Linum trigynum
Lineage: Eukaryota; Viridiplantae; Streptophyta; Magnoliopsida; Malpighiales; Linaceae
Source: the annotation of a GenBank genome assembly